This is a messenger RNA of Tachysurus fulvidraco (yellow catfish), 1773 nucleotides long. RefSeq names its product microfibril-associated glycoprotein 4-like. Gene Ontology annotation, biological process: elastic fiber assembly. The transcript has 10 exons. The record is from RefSeq and is a predicted model, not a curated record. Lineage: Eukaryota; Metazoa; Chordata; Actinopteri; Siluriformes; Bagridae. Bases 163 to 933 code for a protein of 256 amino acids.
UAUUAUGAACCACUUGAUUCCCUGCUUACAAAUAUAUACGUCUUUAUAUUGAACAGAUAUUAAAGUUCUGAAAUUAUUCUUUAAUUCAGUGUUUAGGUCUGGAAGUUGACCAUCAGCUUCAGAAUUGUUUUUGUUUCUGGUGAAAAAAAGAAGGAGGCUGAAAUGAUUGGAAGUCAUAGCAGUGGUGCUGUGUUUACAUUGUUCACAGUGUUCAGGACUCUGCUGCUCCCCCUGCUGGUCGUAAGUACACCUGGUUCUCAGUCUCUGAUUCAGACAGACUGCUCUGAUGUCUAUGAUAAUGGACAAAAGCUCAGCGGCGUGUACACAAUCUACCCCACAGCAGACACACCUGUACAGGUGUACUGUGACAUGGGAUGUUUUGGAAGCCAAACAGAGGACGGGAAUUGGACGGUGUUUCAGAAGAGAAUGGAUGGCUCUGUGAAUUUUUACAGACCAUGGGAACACUACAAGAAAGGGUUUGGGAACAAGAAUGGAGAAUACUGGCUGGGAUUAGAGAAUCUCUACCAACUCACACAGAACAGAAAGUAUGAGUUGAGGGUGGACCUGCAGGACUUUGAUGGAGUUUCAGUUUACGCUCACUAUUCGUAUUUCUCUGUGGAAUCUGAGGCUGACGGCUACAAGCUCCACAUUAGCGGCUUUACCAACGGAGGUGCAGGUGAUUCUCUGGAGUUAAGCAAUGGGCAGAAGUUCUCUACCUUUGAUAAAGACCAGGACUCCAAUAAUGCAGGAAACUGUGCUAAAACUUACCUUGUGGCUUUUUGGUACAACAAUUGCCAUCAUGCGAACCCUAAUGGGGUUUAUCUCUGGGGCAUAGAUGGGACUCUUUUUGCCAUUGGAAAUGUUUGGUACCAUUGGAAAGGCUACAAUUAUGGACUCAAGUCCAUCAACAUGAAGAUCAGACCUGUGUCUUAGACUCUCAGUAACACAUUACAGUGUUGAUAGAAUGCUGUCUUGUAUUCCUUCUUGUCGUCUGUUUUGUCAUCUGUCUUUUUCAGUCAUCAGCAGGGGUAAAAUUGGAGGGAAUUACAUCUAGUUUAAAUCCUGUGCCAAAUUAAAUAAGCAGACUACAUGCUGUGGCAACCCCAAUGCAGCCACAAGCACAACAACUGAAAGUGGAAAGAACAUUAGAUACAGAUGACAAGAUUUGCACAAAUCCAGCACAACAUUUCGUAAGGUCAUGGACCGACAGAGUGGGAUUUCCUUCAGGAAUUUCCAUUCUGUUACACAAACGUUGCAUAAUUAAGAGAGUUGGAGAGUUUAGAAGAGUUUAUAAGUGCGGAGCUGAGAAUAUGUGAAAAUAAGAGGAGAGAAGUGCAUGAGGUGUCUCGAGUCAAAUCUACAAUCUCUGCUUUAGAAUCCAGGCAUCGACUUCUUGGAAAUGUUACAGGCGUCUAAAAUGGUUGUGUUCACAGUGUUCAGGACUCUUCUGCUCCCCCUGCUGGUCGUUAGUACACCUAUUCCUCAGUCUCUGGUUCCGACAGACUGCUCUGAUGUCUACAAUAAUGGACAAACACUCAGUGGCGUGUACACAAUCUACCCCACAGCAGACACACCUGUACAGGUGUACUGUGACAUGGGAUGUUUUGGAAGCCAAACAGAGGACGGGAAUUGGACGGUGUUUCAGAAGAGAAUGGAUGGCUCUGUGAAUUUUUACAGACCAUGGGAACACUACAAGAAAGGGUUUGGGAACAAGAAUGGAGAAUACUGGCUGGGAUUAGAAAGUCUCUACCAACUCACACAUAAGAGGAAAUA